Messenger RNA from Lecanosticta acicola, 2154 nucleotides. The record is from the annotation of a GenBank genome assembly. NCBI's taxonomy places the organism in Eukaryota, Fungi, Ascomycota, Dothideomycetes, Mycosphaerellales, Mycosphaerellaceae.
AUGGCCCAAGUACCGCAAUGGGUGCGGAAUCUCAAGCCCUCCGAACCCCAGGGCUCCGACCUCCUCUCCCAGGAACGCCAAGGUUCCGACGUCAACGUUGACCAACUGAGCAAGUUCUUGUUCGGCAAGGAGGGCCUCGAGAGGAAGCGAGAGGUUUUGAGGGUCCUUCAGAAUGAGCCGGUCUUUGAGAAGAGCCAGGACUACUUCAGCGGCAGAGUGGAUAAGUUCGAGAGAGCAUUGGCGAGGGCAAAGAGGUUGAGGCAGCUCACGGUCGAGAACAAAUGGGGCUUCGAGGAGUCAAAGGUUGCCAAUGACCUCAUCAGCGAGCCUCUGCCAUAUGGUCUUCACGAGAGCAUGUACCUCAAGACGUUGAGAGAUCAGGGCACGCCAGAGCAACACGAGAAGUUUCUGAAGCCUGCUGAGAACUACGAAAACAUUGGAUGUUACGCGCAGACAGAAUUGGGACACGGAAGCAAUGUCAGAGGGCUGGAGACUACUGCGACGUGGAACUCCGACGACAAGACCUUCACCAUCCACUCGCCGCAUCUCACGGCGUCCAAGUGGUGGAUUGGAUCGCUCGGAAGGAUGGCCAACUUUGCCUCUGUCAUGGCACAGCUGAUCAUCGACGGCAAAUCGUACGGACCACACCCAUUCGUCUUUCAGAUCAGAGACCUGAAGACCCAUCAGCUUUUGCCCAACAUCUACGCGGGAGAUAUCGGUCCGAAGUUCGGCUACAACACCAUGGACAACGGUUUCCUCCUCUUCAACAAGGUCAAGGUCCCACACAUAUCUAUGCUGGCUCGCUUCUCUGCCAUCGAUCCAAAGACGAACAAGUACAUCAAACCUGCGUCGCCGACUCUGAUAUAUGGUACGCUCACAUGGGUCCGAAGCACAAUCGUACUUCAGUCUGGCAGUGUCCUUGCUCGUGGUGUCACCAUUGCUACUCGAUACCUUGCGGUGCGACGACAGUUCCAAGACCGUGACGCUAUUGACCAGAAGGGCGAGAACCAGACGCUGAACUACACAAUGGUUCAGAUUCGACUGCUGCCCCUGCUUGCAGCAUGCUUUGCUCUUCACUUCACUGGCAAGGGUAUGAUGGCCUUGUACGAAGCCAAUCAGAGGAAGAUGUCUCAAAAGAAGGACCCACAGACUUCACAGCGUGGUGCCGGCCCGGAGGAGACCAACUCGGGGAGUGAGCUCCUUGCUGACUUGCACGGCACUUCUUGCGGUCUGAAGUCGCUCUGCUCUUCUAUUGCUGCUGAAGGCCUGGAGGUUUGCCGACGAGCCAUGGGUGGCCAUGGAUACUCCACUUUCUCGGGUGUCGGCUCCUGGUAUGCCGAUUAUCUGCCUACCGCAACGUGGGAAGGUGACAACUACAUGCUCACUCAGCAAGUCGCUCGCUACCUUCUCAAGGCCGCAAGAUCCGUCUUGAAGGGUAAUGAGCCCAUCAACGAUACCACCGAGAUCUUGCACCACUACCUCGAACGCCAGGACAUCGGCGCAGCUUUCGACAUCCUCGGCAAGGACGAAGACAUUGUUGCCGCAUACGCUUGGCGGUCGGCAAACCUCACCUUCGAUGCUCUGAGGGCGCGUGACGAGCAGAAGAAGAGCUGGAACAGCUUGCUGGUGCAGUUCUACAAUCUGUCCCGUGCGCACUCGCAAUACCUGGUUGUCAAGAAUUUCUACGAAACGCUGCAAUCACCUUCGAUUACUUCAGACCUCAGUCCUGAGACUCUCGGACUGAUGCACAAGCUCUUCCGCCUCUUUGCUUUGCACACGCUUGGGGAGGAAUCGAGCGACUUCUUCACUUCAAAUGCAUGUACCGUUGCGCAGAUCAAACUGGCUCGUAACAAGGCUGUCAUGCAGUUGAUGGAGGAGAUCAGACCCCAUGCCAUUAAGUUGGUCGAUAGCUGGGACUUCCCAGACUGGCAGUUGAGUAAGUCAACGUUCUCACCUGGAUUUGAGUGUAACACACAUACUAACCUCAUCGCAGACUCAUCCCUUGGUCGCUAUGACGGCAAGGUCUAUGAGGAUAUGUUUUACCGCGCCUCGGAGCUGAAUCCAUUGAACCAGGCGAUUGUCGACCCUUACCCAAACAGCCCGACGUUGUUCAGGAAGGAUGAUUCUGCAUCGUUUGUGAAGGGAAAGCUUUGA